GAUAGGAGAAGUAAAUAAAUACUCAAUUGAAAGAAGCUUAAUGCCGAAUUGGAAUUGCUAUGGCUAUGAGCAGAUCUUAUUACAAGUAAAUACAGUUCUUGAACGUAAAGAAUGCAGAAGUGUUUGUAAAUUAAAUUGCUUCAAUACAAGUUGAUGGAUAUUGCAACUGUAUAAUGAUCAAGACUGGAUGAAACGAGCUAAAAUGCUAUCUAUCAACAUUAAAGCAGAGUCAAAAGUACCAACCUGAUUGGGAAUUCUGCUCCAAGAACACUUCUUUGUGCUCCACCCUUCAGAUCUGGGCUCAGUUGUUGUAAUGAAAAGAUUAGUCUCUUGUUUUUUUUAGAAUUUUCUGUAUGUUUCUCUCCUUUUUUCCAUUCGUCCCCCCUACAACAAAGAGCUCAAGGAGCUCAUUUAAAGCAAACCAAAGGGCCACGUGUCGCUAUAUAAUUCGUCCAUUUUUUUAAUAUGACUUUGAAGAGUGUGCCUGGUGUUGAGGUCGGCUGUGGAUGGGAUGUGGUCAGGCCGAACCAGGCCGGUUCGGUUAUGGUCCGAUUUCGAUGGGCCGAGCUGGGCCUGUUUGUUGGACGUUUGUCUGGGCUGGGCCUGUCAUAAAUUUUCUGGGCCGAUACUGGGCUCUGUCUAGUCUUGAAUUAUUUUGAUUUGGGCUUAAUCUAUGGACUUGGACUCUCACUUGAGAACUGACUGGUCUUCUUUUUUUCUGCAGGUUGGGUUUGCUUUGGGCCCAAAAGAAAUAGCAAAGAGGCCUAGUCUUGAUCUGAUUGGUGCCCCAAAUUUUGUAGAGUUAGCAUUAGUUAUUGUAGUUAAUUAUAAUUCUUGCUUCAUUUAGAGGUCAUUACCCAAGUUGUACAAUCUUUGAUAAUAAAGCUCAUUCCACUAUUCAAUUUGUCCCAUUUCAAAUACCGAAUUCAAAUCCAAACUCGAGCAACAAAAUUUGCACUAAAGUCAUUUCUUCCAUCCAAUUGAGAAUUUAUAUGUAAGAUUUGCCACUGCUAAUCUUAACUUAAACCGGUCCUAUCUUAACUAAUUAGGCCCUAGAAUCGACUAGGAGCAAAUUUGAUAAUUGUUGAUUCAUAUUGACUUGCAACUGCUAGUCUCAACCAAACUAUCUUCAACUUCUAUUUAAAUAUAAUUGUAGUAUGACGUGACAAAAUUAUUUUCAAUAAAACAAUUAUCUCGGACAAAAUGUGGUGUCUACACCUUCAUCGGCCUUACGUGGUGCCAUUCCAUACACUGUUCUUUUCAAUGUUUCCCCUAAUUAUCAUAAACUUCGUAUUUUUGGUUGCCUGUGUUAUCCGUGGCUUCGGCCCUACUCGGCUCACAAGCUAGACCCUCGAUCUCGACCGUGUAUUUUUCUUGGUUAUUGUCCUCAACGGAGUGCCUAUCGUUGCUUUGAUCCUCAUACAUGUCACCUUUUUGUCUCGGGUCAUGUUGUUUUCUUUGAGUCUCAAUUCCCAGGUUUUCCUACUGCUCCUGUCGAGGCCCAUUCUCCUGCCUCUUGGCUCUUGGAUCUCACUCCAACAAUUGGCACUGUUCCGGCCCACUUACCAUUCUCCACUACAAGGCCAGAUCCGAGCUCCCCCCUGGCGGCGUCUCCUGCGGCAGGUCCUUCAUUAUUUGGGCCCGAGCCCACUGCGUCCUCCUUAGCGCCAGGGCCCCUGCCCGCCUCUACUCCGUCCGCUUCUGGGCCCAUGCCUCCGCCUGCAUCCGCUUCUGGGCCCGUGCCCCUCUCUACUUCCUCUUCUGGGCCCCCGCCCUCCUCGGACCACCCGGUCACUCCUCCCUCCAGGCUGCUGUCCCCUAUUGGCCCGCCUCCACCUCCAGUUCGCAGCCAUCAAAUGCUCACCCGAGCUCAGCACGGCAUUUUCAGGCCCAAGAAGCGGCUUUUCCACACUCAGCUGGCGGUUGGGCCCCCUCCUCUUGAGCCAUUAUCUGUUCAUGAGGCCCUGCAGUAUCCUGAGUGGAAUGAUGCUCUUCAUUCCGAGCAUUCCGCAUUAUUGGCUAAUUCUACUUGGGACUUGGUUCCUCGCCUGCCUCAUUAUCACGUUCUUGGCAAUCGCUGGGUCUAUCGUGUCAAGCAUCAUCCCGAUGGCUCUAUUUCUUGGUUCAAAACGAGGCUUGUUGCCAAGGGUUUUUAUCAACGACCGGGUCUCGACUUCACUGAUACUUUCAACCCUGUUGUCAAACCCGUCACCGUCCGAACGGUGUUCACCUUGGCUCUUUCCCAGUCCUGGCCCAUAGCCCAGUUUGAUGUUAACAAUGCGUUUCUUCAGGGUCCUUUGGAGGAAGAGGUUUACAUGGUUCAGCCGCCGGGGUUUGUCGACCCCUCCCGACCUCAACAUGUGUGUCGUCUUCGCCGUGCUAUCUAUGGUCUUCGUCAGGCUCCCCGUGCCUGGUACACUGCCUUGAGUGCCUUCCUUGUUGACUUUGGCUUCCGGAAGACUGAUUCUGAUGCUUCUCUGUUUGUCUACUCUCAUGGAAAGGUACUCCUCUAUUUCUUGGUCUAUGUUGAUGACUUAUUGCUCACUGGCAACGACCCUGGCACUCUCGCCUCCUUCCAGCAUGCCCUCUCUCACCGGUUUUCACUCAAAGCUCUCGGGGAUGUUAAUUAUUUUCUGGGCAUUGAGGUUAUUCCCACCUCCACUGGCUAUAUACUCUCCCAGCACAAGUACAUGGUUGAUAUUCUUAAUCGCUUUCAGAUGACUGAUGCUAAGUCUGUUGACACUCCCCUAGCGGCUUCCACCUCUCUCACUCUCGAUGAUGGGACUCCUCCUACCGAUGCUACUCGGUUUCGUCAGGUUAUUGGUGCUCUCCAGUAUCUUGUCUACACUCGCCCUGACAUUGCCUACUCUGUCAACAAGCUCUCUCAGUACAUGCAUUCUCCGAAGUCUUCUCAUUGGCAGUGUGUUAAGAGGCUACUCCGCUAUGUCUCUGGCACCCUCACACAUGGUCUCUCCAUUCGUCGCUCUCCUGGUGCAUUGUCCCUCUCAGCCUUUGCGGAUGCCGACUGGGCCGGCAAUCUUGAUGAUCGGUCAUCCACUUCUAGCUAUCUCGUUUACCUCGGCUCCACCCUCAUCUCUUGGCGUUCACAGAAACAGCGUACUGUUGCUCGCUCCAGCACUGAGGCCGAGUACCGAGCCAUUGCUAAUGCCACGGCCGAAUUGGAAUGGGUCCGCAAUCUUCUUCACGAGCUACAUCAUCCCCUAGCUGCCGCCCCUACCGUUUACUCUGACAAUCUAGGCGCCACAUACUUAAGCUCCAACCCGGUCUUUCACUCUCGCAUGAAACAUCUCGCCCUCGACUAUCAUUUUGUUCGCCAGCUGGUCCAAGCUGGCCGUCUUCAGGUCUCCUACGUUCCCACGACAAACCAACUGGCCGACGCUCUCACCAAACCGUUACCGGCCACACGCUUUCUUCUUCUCCGAGCCAAGAUCGUUGACACCUCCUCCGUCUUGCGGGGGCGUAUUAGGAAUAAAUGAUUUUUUUAUUUUAUUCUUUUAUUGUUUUUCUCCAUAACUUUCUGUUCCUACAUUUCUGUGUAGUGCCUACGUGCAACGGUUGUAUCUCCUCCAAAACUUGUAUAUUAGUUUACAGAAUCACUCAAUGAGAAUCAGAUCAGAUUUUCCUCAAUUCUAAAAUUCCAUACUUUCUCACAGAAAUAGAGUUUGGGUAGAAUAUAUAGAAUAAUCUGGUAUAUUUUUUUUUUCUUUUUCCAAAAUUACUCUAGAGCAAUCUUAACCAUGAGAUAAAAAAAAAGAGAAAAAUAAAUGGUGGGUAUUGAUGUAGCCACGAUGGCUACUAAAAUUCAGUUACCGCCGUCAUGCAUUCCCCUAAAACGGCAUCAACUGUCCAAGCUAAAACCACAGGAUCACACUUAUUUAUACGCGUUUGAUUCAUUGGACAACUUAGCCAAUAAUGUGUGGUGGUGAAUUUUUGUUUUGGGUCCUUUUUUUCGAGAAUGUCGUAAGCUAAUCAAGUAUUAUCGUCAUUAUAUUGUGUUUAGAGCGGUUCUGAUUACUGUCAAAAGGAACAAGGACAAUGGGUCCAAAAGUAAAGAACAGCAAAGUCCACAAGCAAAGGAUAUCAAAUUAUCGAUCGAAAGUGAUGGGGUGGGUGAAGGGAGAUAUUCAUAAUAUAUUACAAGGCUUUCAAUUGCAUGUGAUUCAGGGCGAUAAUGGUCCCCAAAUAUACAAGAAAGGGCCAUGAAUGAACACCAUUGCAGCCGUCCUUGUUCUAUUGAAUGCACACCAGGCCGGCCUCAAAUCGGUUGACACUUGAUACAAAGUGGGUGGGGGGAACUUAAUUGGGAGGUUUACAUAUUAAUUAAUUAAUGAGAUUCUUAAUUAAUUGUGCUUGUAUGUAUGAGUGACUUCGUUUAAAAAAACAUUACAUAAAUUUAAUUUUACCGUACAAAGUUCCGUAUAUUUUCAUACAAAUUUCUUUAUGAUGCAAACUAAGUAUGUGUAACGGAAUAUUGUGAUACAAAUUCAAUUUAUUCUUAUAUUGUUUCGUACAAAUUUUUCGAUGAUACAUGCAUAAUUUAUAUUUUCAACAUUACAACACAGAUUCAAUUUUUUUACCCCAAAACACCAAUGCAUUAGCAUGGUAAUUAAAGUUCCUCUUAGUUAAUUACUGCUAAUCAAUGUUAAGAUCACAUCCCAGAAGCCAAAAGUAGGCGGGGUAUCUUUUGGUACUACCUUCAGAUAAACAAUUAGGGUAUGCAGUGCAGAUCAAUCAGAAUUAAUGGAUGAUUAUUAAUUACACAAUUUCGUGUUUAUAGUUUUCAAUUUGGAAAGCUGACCCGCGGGGCCACGGGACGGGUGUAUACUGUCGGUGAAGCUUCAAUAUGGAUCCUUGUAGUAAGGCUCACUAUUUGGUCCGGACGGUUUGGUUUUAUCCGAAAUCGGACCGUAUAAUCCCGACCGAGACGGGAUAACAAACAAUUCAAUCUCAUAUUCGGGUUUAGAUUUGUGAUAUGAAAUCAUUUGGGAUCUGAUCGAAAAUCGGAUAUAGACUGAAUAAGAGACCCCAAUACCCAAAACUUAACCAACUCCUCACCCUUUGAGGCCUCAUGCCAGUCAAAUCUCCACAAGUUCAAUCUAAAAUCAAGACUGAAUUGGGACCGGACCGGGUCAAGACAUGACCAGAUCAAAACCGGACUAUAUCCAAUCCAAUCUCUGAUCCUUAUAUUCCCGAAAAGACCAAAUUGGGACCGGAUCAAUUCGGAUCAAUUUAACCGGACCGGACCGUAUAUCCCCUCCCUACCCCUAUAGUAUAUUAAUGCCAAGGGGUAAGAAGCUUGAACAAGGGGCCACUAGCCAAGGGCUAAUUAUCUUCUAAAAAAAGAAAAUGAUAGUACCUAGAAGUUGUUAUCUUCGAAGUAGGGGCCAAUGAAAAAGGUUGGGUAGG
Molecule: messenger RNA, 5427 nt
Organism: Linum trigynum
Lineage: Eukaryota; Viridiplantae; Streptophyta; Magnoliopsida; Malpighiales; Linaceae
Source: the annotation of a GenBank genome assembly